Molecule: messenger RNA, 1857 nt
Organism: Salvia splendens (bonfire salvia)
Lineage: Eukaryota; Viridiplantae; Streptophyta; Magnoliopsida; Lamiales; Lamiaceae
Product: cytokinin dehydrogenase 1
Exons: 4
Coding region: 1-1710 (569 amino acids)
Biological process (GO): cytokinin metabolic process
Molecular function (GO): FAD binding; cytokinin dehydrogenase activity
Source: RefSeq, a predicted model, not a curated record
AUGGUUUUUGGAGAGUACCUCACCUUCAUAAGACAGAAAACCAGAGCACUUCUUAUAUUAGUUUUCUUGCAUAGCUUCAUGAUCAAUAGAAUAUAUCUUAGUUCUAAUCACCCUUUUGCCACCCCUCAAACCAUUGAAUCUAUUGCGCAUUCGUCCCUGGCCGAGAUGAGGUUUGAGGGGCGCAUAUCUUUUGAGAACCUAGAGUUUGCAGCAAGGGAUUUCGGAAACAGAUACCAUCUCAUGCCAUCUGCGGUCUUGCACCCGAAAUCAGUUUCUGACAUUUCGUCCAUCCUGAGAUAUGUCUACGACUUGGGCCUGAGUUCAGAGCUCAAGGUUGCUGCACGGGGCCACGGCCACUCGCUGGAAGGCCAGGCGCAGGCAUAUCGGGGAGUUGUGAUCAGCAUGGAGUCCCUGCGUGACCCGGAGAUGAGCUUCCAUGGCGGAAAACACCCCUAUGUCGACGUUUCUGCUGGGGAGCUGUGGAUAAAUAUCCUGCAUGAGAGCCUCAAACGAGGUCUGCCGCCAAGAUCAUGGACAGACUAUCUCCAUCUCACCGUUGGUGGCACCUUGUCAAAUGCCGGAAUAAGUGGCCAGGCUCUCCGACACGGGCCACAGAUUAACAAUGUCUACCAACUCCAAGUUGUCACAGGUUAUAUCACCAUCACAUGUAGCAAAAUGCAUACGAAAAUUUUGAGAAGACCAUCUAAUAACCUGAAUUUACUUUGUGCAGGUAGAGGAGAAGUAGUGACAUGUUCGGACAAGCAAAACACUGAUCUCUUCCACGCCGUGCUAGGCGGUCUAGGACAGUUCGGCAUUAUUACCCAAGCAAGAAUCGCCUUAGAGCCUGCACCGAAAAUGGUUAAAUGGAUCAGAGCACUAUAUUCAGAUUUCUCAACAUUCGCACGUGACCAGGAGCAUCUGAUAUCUUCGAAUAAUUCCUUUGACUACGUAGAAGGAUUCAUCAUCAUAAAUAGAACUGGCUUGUUAAACAACUGGAGAUCAUCUUUCAGUCCCAAGGAUCCAAUUCGAGCAGACCAGUUCAACUCCGAUGGGAAGCUUCUGUUCUGCCUGGAAAUAGCCAAGUACUACAACCCUCGAGAGUCGGACAACAUAGAUCAGGACAUCGACACUCUCUUGUCAGAACUGAGCUACAUACGAUCCACUCUCUUUAUGUCGGAGGUUUCCUAUGUCAAUAUCCUUGACAGAGUACACGUGUCUGAAGUAAAACUCCGGGAGGAAGGCCUCUGGGAGGUGCCACACCCAUGGCUGAACCUUCUUGUUCCUCGAAGCCGAAUUCAUGAGUUCGUCGCAGAAGUUUUUGGUAACAUAGUAAAAGACAUGAGCAGUGGCCCCGUCCUCAUCUACCCCGUCAACAAAACAAGGUGGAGAUCUGGAACGUCCUUGAUCACACCCGAUGAUGACGUUUUCUACAUGAUCGCUUUCCUAUCAUCAGCAAUGCCAUCAUCGACAGGAAAGGACGGCCUAAAGCAUAUUUUAUCACAAAACAAGAAAAUACUGAGUUUCAGCCAGAGACCUUACCUUGGGAUCAAACAGUACCUGCCCCAUUACAGCACUGAAGAGGAGUGGGAAGCUCAUUUUGGUCCUCACUGGGAAGUUUUCUACAGGAGAAAAUUGAGCUACGACCCUCUGGCAAUCUUAGCUCCAGGACAGAGGAUAUUCCGAAGAGGAAUAGCUUAUGUGCAACAGUGAUCAAAGAGUCGGCCAUCACCUGACGUCAAGAGCCAAGAACAAUAGUAGAUAGAUAGAAUGUGCAUACUUCUUUGAAUUUUUGGACUACCUGCAUUAGAUGUUCUAAAAUUGUAUCAUGGAAGUAUGGAGAAUGUGAGAUUUUAUAAC